AUGUCGCCUGAAUCAGAAUCAGACCUCAUGGAGACGAAAAUCACACCCUCGCCCUCACAAGAGAAAAUGUUGUCGACCAGUGCUCAAAAUGUGCUGAACUGUCUCAGUCUCCACCGUAAAGGUCAAAGGCCACGAUCUUGGUGGCAACACCGGCUCACUCCGGACCAAUAUGCGGACGUUUUACGUGUAUUGGAUGGUGACGAAUCUCUUCGAGGUUAUGUAGAAGACGAAAUACGGCUCGACUACGACCCCAGACGGUCCCGUCUAACUAUCCGGAACCCGAGUCCUCUACACGAAAUAUUUUGCGCCGAGGUAGUCUCUAAGAUUAUGAAUCGAUUGACAGAGUUGCAAAAGAGUGAUGAAGCCUUCGGUGAUUUUGCGAGAAAGAUCCAAUAUUUAUCGACAUCCAACAUCCGGCUGCCGAAUGAUACAAAUGAUAUAAAGCAGACUUGUUCCCAGCGAUGCCCAGAUGCAUCAUUUAUACACGAAUAUGCUAAAUAUCCCGGUGUCAUCAUAGAGGUGUGCUAUUCACCAAAAAUUCGAGCUGCUGCGGGCUUGGCAGAGGAUUACAUCCUCGACACUAAUGCGAGCGUGAAAGCUGUGAUUGCCCUCAAUAUUGAAUAUAGAGGGUCUAAAAAGGCGACUAUAUCUGUUUGGCGACCGAACAAAAUAACUGUGGAUGGGGUAAAGGAACUCGAAGCAAAGGCUGUGAUCGAGAUGAUGCCUUUUCGAACGGAGUCCGGACUUCCAGUCGAUGAUUCCAAACAACCGCCGCUCCAGCUUUCACUCAGGGACUUUGCCCCCAAGACCAUCUCACAGAAAUACCCUAAUCUCGAUCAAGAUAUCCUUAUUUCAUCGAAGGAGCUCUGUGACUUUCUUUCGUCUGCCGAAGCAGCACAUCAGAAACAGCUACUAGGCCAAGGCGUCGAGGAGCCAUUGUCACCAGGCACGCGAAAGCGUUGUCGAGCUCAGACCCCCUCUGAAGAGCUUAGUUCAGAAGAAUAG
Messenger RNA from Penicillium olsonii, 1005 nucleotides. The record is from the annotation of a GenBank genome assembly. NCBI's taxonomy places the organism in Eukaryota, Fungi, Ascomycota, Eurotiomycetes, Eurotiales, Aspergillaceae.